Molecule: messenger RNA, 2480 nt
Organism: Scaptodrosophila lebanonensis
Lineage: Eukaryota; Metazoa; Arthropoda; Insecta; Diptera; Drosophilidae
Product: polyol transporter 5-like
Exons: 3
Coding region: 22-1734 (570 amino acids)
Biological process (GO): transmembrane transport
Cellular component (GO): membrane
Molecular function (GO): transmembrane transporter activity
Source: RefSeq, a predicted model, not a curated record
AGCGCGAGUGCCAGAACCAAAAUGAACGACAACCCCUUGAAAUCGACGGAACCUCCAACUAGUCCCCCGGGCUACGGUUUGCAGCCUGAGGGACCUCCAACAAAUGCCCCAGCCUACGGCUUCGCACAAAAUUAUCCACCUCAGGGAUAUCCACAAAAUUAUCCACCUCAGGGUUAUCCACAAAAUUAUCCGCCAGCUGUUCCGGCCAACAGCUAUCCUCCACCGAAUUAUCCUCCGGCACAACCACCCCCCCAGGGCUAUCCAGGCCAAUCCUAUCAAGGUGCACAGGUCUACCCGCCCCAGAGUUUCCCACCACAACACUACGGACCACCGCCAGUGCAGCCCAGUGUAGCUGUGGUGCCACCUGGAGGAUGGUAUAGUCGGAAUCAGAGGAAUAAGCCCCAGUCUAAUGCAGUCGGUGCAGCUGCACUUAUUUUUGCAUCUGGUGGCAUGAAUAUUGCCUUUAGUGCGGGCUUCUUUACAGUUCCAUUGAGUUACCAUACACGGAUUUGUUGGUUUAUUGGCGCCAUCAUCGGUACUUUCAUCAGCAGUAUUUUGGUCAAUCAGGUUCCGAAGAAAGUUAUAUUCGCAUUCGCUUCGUUAUUAGUUAUCGUUGGCGGUGUUCUCUUUGCCUGCGAUAAGAACGUUGAGUCACUCAUAACGGCAGGAUUAUAUUUGGAUGGGAUAGCGAAUGGCCUUGUGUUUGCGCCCACACUCGCCUUGGCCGGUGAAGUGGCGGUAUUCUAUAUGCGAGGCACCAUUACCACAACCAUUGAACAGGCCAGCUUCGGCAUUGGUUUCUUCCUGCAGAUUGUCUACGCGUCCACCUGGGAGUGGAAUGUGGGCGCUGCUAUUAGCGCUGAGCAAAUACAUGGCAUAUUGAGUGCGGUGUUCGGAGUUAUUGGAGUAAUCAUUGCGGCAUUCCUGACCAUCGAAUCGCCGGUAAUUAUGCUGGCCAAUGGGGAGGAGCAGGCGGCCAUUGAUACUUUGCGGCGACUGCAACGACCGUAUACCCUGACUACGGAAACCUACGAUCAGCUGGCGGAGCACAAACGCUAUGUGGAACAGAAUAAGGAUAUCUCGGUCUGUGCUGGCAUAGUUGAGGCGCUACCUGCUUUUCUGCGCCUGAUCUUUUUAAGAGCGCUUAAUGCCAUGAGUAUGUGCCAGUUUACGACCUACGCCUUCCUCAUCGCAUCGGCCAGAGAGUACAGAGGAGAAGUUUGGCCUAUCGUUCUAUUUGGUCUGUGCCGUUGGCUGGGAAACCUCGUAACCGCAAUGUGCACGGAAUGCGUUGGACGGAAAAAGCUCAUUCUUCUUGGAUUGCUUGUGUGCACCGGCAUGGGCUUUGGCACAGGCAGCCAAUUCUAUUCCUCUUACUAUUAUUGGCCGGUUUAUUAUUUUGGUAAUAUGGAGAUGGUGAUGACAUUUCUCUGCUUAUAUCAGGUGUUUGCCGGUGUUGCCUUCACGCCCACAUCCGCCUAUCUGUCCGAAGCCUUUCCUCUGGGCGUUAAACAGCAUAUGAUUGGCCUCACUUUUAUAGUAGAGAUGUUAGUGUUUAUAAUCAUUAGCGUUGGUACUAUGGAUUUUACUACUUUUGGCGUUUUCUUCUACUUCGUGGGAGGCUUGUCCGUGUUUGGUUUUAUUGCUGGUAUUUGGCUUUUCCCGGAGACUAAAGGAACCAACUUGCGUCAAUCACAAGACAAGUUCCGCGGAUUUCUAAGCUUUGGUUUUUGAAGAAACCAACAGCAUUCCAAAUAGGAAACGAUAUAUGUCUUUAGAAAUGUACAAAACAUGUGUCUCUAGUUACAACUUCGACUAUCAAAGUUACCAACUAAUUUUGAAAACUGAUUUUUUAAUUAAAAACAAGUAUUUAAACCGCAGAAAUAAAAUGUAGUCCCUCACUUCGAAGUCCCAUCUUAUUUUAAGGAAAUUUUUAUUGUCAUUGAGUGUUAUAAAUAUUAUGAUUUUAAGCUGUUUCCUAAAGAAUGUAAACACCCUUUAAAAUAUCAAUGCCUCAUGCAGUUAGACGUAACUCCGAGCACAUAAUCUAAUUAUAUGGAAUUUGAGUCUAAGAUAACCUUUACCAGUAUAUUUUUAGAUGUUCAGAGGGCUUAUCUGAUCCCUCUUGCCAAAAUUAGUCACCCAUAGUUCAGCAGGAAUCAAGAUAUGUAGGCUAUUGUUUCCAAAUAUUAAGUUAUAUACAACUAUGCUGAUUUAACCGUCAAGAUAGGGAGUAGAUAGCUAGCUUAAUAAUAAUAAAGUGUUAAAUUUUGGUAAAUAAAAAAAUUAAAUGAAAGAAAAGUUUAAUAAAAUAUUAAACUCUGCGUAGUAGUAAUGCAACUAAUACCAACAAAAUUGUACAAUAAUAAUAAUAAUAAUUCCAAUCUUGUGAGCAAGCGAUAUAAAAUAUUAAUUAAGAUGAUAAUUAACAAAAUGAUAAUCUAUAUAGAUUUUUCACGUCCGUCAUUUCAAAGUUUAAA